Molecule: messenger RNA, 6532 nt
Organism: Chrysemys picta bellii (western painted turtle)
Lineage: Eukaryota; Metazoa; Chordata; Testudines; Emydidae
Product: gamma-aminobutyric acid receptor subunit gamma-4
Biological process (GO): gamma-aminobutyric acid signaling pathway; chloride transmembrane transport; nervous system process
Cellular component (GO): synapse; dendrite membrane; plasma membrane
Molecular function (GO): GABA-A receptor activity; benzodiazepine receptor activity; GABA-gated chloride ion channel activity
Source: RefSeq, a predicted model, not a curated record
CUCUUCCUCUUCCCUGCCAGUCUCCCUCUCACUCGCUCUGCUCCUCUCCUGCCAAGGAGUAGGAUAAGAAAUGCCCAACUUUGACCCUUCUUUCCAAAAGGAUCAGAAAGGAAGGAUUAAAAGCCGGAGGGAGGGUGGGAGAGUUUGGGAGGGGUGGGGAGAGAAGCACAGAAGGAAGAAAUAGAGAGAGAGAGAGGCAGAGAAAAGGAGGGGGACAGAGAGAAGAGGAUUUCAGUAUUCUAGCUGCAAUAGCAACCGGUGGGGCUUGUGCUGUGCGCACACACACAGCUCUCACUGCACCUGUCUGCUGGGCACAGGCACAGCUGGUGAGCUGGGAGAAAAGAGAAGAGGGGAAACCCUUCCGUAAAGAGAUUGGACAUUGGGAAUUCAACAAUAAAGCCACAGAGGCCAUGCCCAAGCAGGCAGGAAUGGAAGAAAAGCCCCUAAACUUGCUGGAGGUCAAGGAGACACAAAGGCACCAGGCUUGGCUUUCCUCCUCCUUCUGAACUUGGAUUCUCCUGGGUGGGUUUUCCCCGCCACCACCACCUUUAGUAUUUUGUUUGGUUGCUACAAGUGUUUUCUUUCCUGGUCCCCAGAGACUCCAGCUGCAGCACACCUGGACCGAGCUGGCCAUCCUUUGGGGCAGACUGGGGAAGGAGAGAGGGGAGCCCCUGGGCCCCCCUGCAAACUGGAUAGGAAGGAAUCUGUCAAACUGCAGUCACGCCAGCCCAAGCUGCCUCUCUUUAUGUGGACACUGCGCUUCCCUGGGAUCGCCUGGCUCGUGCGUUUAAGAUGGCUGGGAAAGUUUUCCUGAUGUACCUGACAAUCUAUCCCGCCCUACAGAUAAGGACAGAAAGCAUGGAGGAGUAUGACUACGAUUACCUCAGUGUCAAUAAAACCUGGGUCCUGACCCCCAAGGCGCAGGAGACGGACGCCACACAAAUCCUCAACUCACUGCUGAAGAACUACGACAACAAACUGAGGCCCGACAUCGGCAUCAAGCCCACAUUCAUCGAUGUGGAUAUCUAUGUGAACAGCAUUGGGCCGGUCUCCGUCAUCCAGAUGGAAUAUACCAUUGAUAUCUUCUUUGCUCAGACCUGGUAUGACCGGCGCCUUCGCUUUAACAGUACCCUCAAAGCCCUCACUCUGAACACUAACAUGGUGAGCCGCAUCUGGAUCCCAGACACCUUUUUCAGGAACUCUAAGCGGGCUGACUCACACUGGAUAACCACACCCAACCAGCUGCUCAGGAUCUGGAAUGAUGGCAAGGUGCUCUACACGCUCCGGCUGACCAUAGAGGCGGAAUGUCUACUCCAGCUGCAGAAUUUUCCAAUGGACACACACUCCUGCCCGCUGGUUUUCUCCAGUUAUGGCUACCCGCGAGAGGAGAUUAUCUACCGCUGGAGGCGUUACUCCAUUGAAGUCUCAGACCAGCGCACCUGGAGACUUUAUCAGUUUGACUUCACAGGCCUGAGGAACACAUCAGAAGUUCUCAGGACAGGGGCUGGGGACUAUAUGGUCAUGACGGUUUCCUUUGAUCUGAGCAGGCGGAUGGGCUAUUUUGCCAUUCAGACCUAUAUCCCCUGCAUCCUGACCGUAGUUUUGUCCUGGGUUUCCUUCUGGAUCAAGAGAGACUCCACACCGGCCAGGACUUCUCUGGGUAUCACCACAGUGCUCACCAUGACCACCUUGAGUACCAUCUCCCGCAAGCACCUCCCGAGGGUCUCCUACAUCACUGCCAUGGACCUCUUUGUCUCGGUGUGCUUCAUCUUUGUCUUUGCCGCUCUCAUGGAGUAUGCCACGCUCAACUACCUGGUGGGAAACAAGAAACCACUGGACCACAACAACAAGAAACCCAGACUGCCACCUGCUAAUGCCCAUGUGAUGCCCUCCUUCACCACCAUCAACAUCAACAACCUCAUGCACUGGCCUCCUGAGGUAGAGGAGGAGGAGGAGCCGGGUGCCCCUUGCCUAGAAGGGAAGGAAUGUGAGAGGUUUUUUUGCUGCAUCGAGGACUGUCAGACAGGGACGUGGCGGGAGGGCCGCAUCCGCAUUCACAUAUCCCGCCUGGACUCCUACUCCCGGGUUUUCUUCCCCACCGCCUUCCUGCUCUUCAACAUCGUGUACUGGAUCGCCUAUCUCUAUCUCUAGCUGUUCCCCAGUCUGUGGUGAAAUAAACCAGAGGCCAACAAGAUUUGCAAAAAGGAAAAAGGGAAACAGUGUCGCUUCUCAUUUUAGUCAUUCUUUUUUUUUUUGACACUUGCCCAACCUUAACCCCUUCCUCCCCUUCUGAGUAGAACCAGUUGGGGAAAAAAUUCAUGGCCAAACUCUUUGAUGAAAACCAGGUUGUCAACACAUGGGAGAUUUUCUUAUGAAAAUUUCCGAUUUUCUGCAAAAAUACAAACCUGAAUGUUUUUUCCAUUUCCAAUGAAACCCCAAUAAUUUCACGGAAAGUGCUGAUGAAAGUGAAUUUUUUUUUCAUUUUUACAGGAAAUCAAAUAAAUUUCUCGACCAACUCUACUCCUCAGCUUCUGUUGACAUAAACCCUGGUGAAGGGCCAUGGAAAAGUCCACAAGGACUGGAGGUCCUCUAUCAGGAGCCAGUGCUGUUCAAAAUGUGUAUGGUACUUGCUAGAAAGGGUGAAUGGCCAUAGACCUGGGAUGGACCAGUGCAUCCCCCAGCAGCCUCUACCUGCAGGGUUGCUAUGGGACUCUCACUGUAGCCUACAGCUGCCCCCUGCUGUAGCAGAUGGUACCAAGACACAGCAGUAGGGACUUUCCCUGACACUGGUCAGUCUAUGAAGCUAUGCAUUUGGAAAGUUUUAAAUAAGUCUGUGAGGAUCCAUCUACUCUACAAAUACAACCCUAUAAAGGGCCCAGGUACAUCCUGGUUGUAUUGUGUCAUGUAGAUGUAUAUUGCUUUCAGUUACUACUCAGAAUUCAGUGUUGUAACUGAAAUCAAUAUAUUUGAAAAUGUAGAAAAACAUCCAAAAUAUUUAUAAUAAAUUUAAAUUGAUAUUCUGUUAUUGUUCAGCAGUGAGAUUAAAAUUGUGAUUAAUUGCAACUGUUUUUUUAAUAUAAUUAAUUUGUUUUGUGUUAAUUGCUUGCGUUAACUGUGAUUAGUUGACAGCCCUACCCCUAAUAUUGUUUUAUUUGUAGUGUAGACAGGGUCUGACUUCUUUUCGUUCUGCUUCAGGGGAACAAAGUGUGAUCCCAGUUCUACUGCCUUCCAUCAGUGGGUAGUAUCUGACACCACAAAUCAUCCUAUUGAAACCAAUGGGGCUUCUCAUGGACUGAGGUAUUACUCAACCUGAGUAAGGGUGGCAGAAUCAGGCCCUGCAGAAUUUAAAAUAACAAACAUGCAAGGUCCUUUUGGGGGCCCUGGCAGCACAAACACAUCUAUUUUUAAAUCUUUAGGAUUCAGAAAGAAAAUUUAAACUGGAAGAUUUAGGAGAAAGCCAUGCUCCGCCUACUUUCUGACACUCCCCACACUUUUCUGGUGAGUGGCUCCCAGGACGGGGCAGAGCAACUCAAUAACAUCCGCAAGUGCCAGGUCUGCUGUGUUGAGUAGCCCUUAGCCAGGUCUAGCAUGGGGAGGUAGGUGUUUCCUUGCUCACAUACUGUCACAGAACUUGUGUGGCCAUGUAACUUGGGGAGGGAAGCAAUCUUUCCUCGGUGAGGACUGGGGAAAUAUGCCAUUCAGUGCUAAGCAGGAAGAGUCUGCAUCUGUAGCAGAAAAACACAGAGCCGGAUUCUCCACUGAAGUAAAUUGUUGCUGCCCCAUUUAUGCCAGCUGAGCAACUGUCCCACCAUGCUGUUUGCUGAAAGUGACUUCCCAUUCAUAUUUACUUACUGUGUAAAUUAAAAAGAAAUCUUUUAUAAAGAGCAUGUUUUAGAAAUAACUGUCACUUUAAAGGCUUGUCCCAAGUAGAGAGACAACACCUGCAGGGAGUGUAGCUGGGAAUGGCUGGUUUACCGGACAGUUAAUAGGGCCACGAGGGAUAUGUAUUCUUAGAGAGCAAAUUUGAUCUGGUUUAAAGAUGGAUUUUGACACUGUUGAAUGUGAUCUGAAUAAUGAUGUGUCAUGUUUAAUUAAUUCAUAAAUAUACCCUUACCUUGCUUCCAGGGGGACUCAACGAGAGCCUAAUUAAGGCUACAAUAGUACAACACUUGGCUAAGUAUAACCUAAUAGGGUCAAACCUGCACAGCUUCUGGAAGGGAAAAUUAUGCCUGUCUAACCUGUUAGGGUUCUUUGAAAUGCUGAAUAAAUCAGGAGAUAAAGGUUUCCCAGCAGACAUAAUUUACUUGGAUUUUUCCAAUGGCUUUUGACAAGAUAGAGCAGAAUUAUUGAGGGUGGUACAAGGGGGGUUCUAAUUAGAAGAAAUUAAUGUAGAAAAAGCUAGUCUAAGAGAAGGAUAAAAAUAGUUUCCUGACAACGAAGUCUGUUGGGCUGCAGAACUGUCUCCUGAGCGAAGGGGGGUGAAAUCUCACUUGACAUAGUAAAACCAGCAGUGUAGUCAAGGGCAAACUUGGGUAACUCGCAUUUGCCCACUUUUCAUUUGGGGAAUAUGGAGUUUAGGUUAGAUUAGUUCACUCACUUCUCUUUUUUACCACUACACCGCUGAAUAAAGCGAGAUUGGACGUAGCAACAUAAUAUACUGUAUGAAUCAACUCUGUCCUGACAGAUGGCUGAACUAGAUAGGUGUUCUGCCAUCACUAAUUUCUAUGAUCCCCCAAUAGGGUCUCUUUGAGGCUAUUCCAGAAAAUAAAGAUUGCCAUGGAUUAAAAAUUGCUUAAGUGACAGAAACAUAGGAAAGGCCUGUUCUCAGAGGAGAACGAAAUGAGUGUGGGGGCACCACUGGUCUGUAUUGGAAGAAGUAUUACUUAAUAUAUUCAUCAAGUGGAGUAAGUGGGCAGCAGAUAGUGAAAUAUGCCAGUGACACUAGCACCAGUAGAAACUCCAGGCAGGUUUAAACAUGAUGGAAAUCAAGGGUAAUGCACAUCAGCAAAGACAGUGAAAACUCCUCAGAUACAGCCCUGGGUUUGGAACACUUUUCUAAGGAAACUGACUUAGGAGGUUGUCAUGGAAAACAUGAUUAUCCAGUAAGCAACAGCACUUAGCAAGAUAGAUGGUUGGGUAUAUUAUAAAAGAGGAUAGAAUUCCCCCGCCCACAACCACCACCACCACACACACACAUACCUCCCCCUCUGCUAAUAUAACAAUGGGCAAAAUCAGUGCUGAGUGAGUAGGCAGAGGUGUCAUGGGAAUUUUAUCUGUUUACACUUGGGUCCAUGAUGGUAUAUACUGAUCUGGGGGCCGAUCCUACAAUGUGCCCAGGACCCUCAAUUCCCAUUCAGAUCAAUGAGAAUGGGAGUUACUCCACAUCUCAAAAGAGCUGCUCACGCAGCACUUGGUAGGAUCCAGCCCUUGGAGAACUACGUUCAAUUUGGGGCCAACUCAACUUGAGGAUUAUUAUAUUACACAGGAGGAGGGGAGAGGUCUAGGGAAGGGAAAAGAUGGUUAGCACUUGGGCUGGGUAGGACUUGGAUUUGAUGAGAUACUGCAAAAAGAGGGUAAUCUGGCCUGGAAAGAUGGAGCGUUUAGAGGGGGAAAUGGAAUUACAAGGACUGGAACACAAGAGAUCAAAAUCAAGCAGAUUCCUAAGGGUAGGAGAAGGAGUUUCCUCUGGCUUUGAUAAAAUGUGUCCAUCCCAAUUAUUACAAUAAAUAAACAAAUGUAUUCAUUAAUUAACAUUUUACAUUUCUAUAGCACUUUUUAUCCAUAAAUUUCAAAGUACUUUGCAAGGAUGGGUAAGGAUCAUUCUACCAUUUUAAGAUCAGGAAAACUGAGGCACAGGUUUUUUUUAAAAAAACUGACUUCCCUUGGGCCACAAAGCAAGUCCGGCAGAGCUAGGGGUAGAACCCUCCUCUACCUAUAGUUCCCUUUCUUUCCCAGAUUAAAGUAAAAAUGGCAGCCUUAAUUAUGAAUUCUUUGGUUUAUAUUACAACCAACAAUGUACGGUGGUCUGGUUUUUGUUUUAAAAUGGGAUGGCUGCUGACUUUUUAUGUCCUUGUAUGUUGUCCAUACAAGGUGAGCUGAGAUGCUGACCAAACAACACACCAGACUAAUGACUGUACUGAAGCCAUAACACCAGCAUUCAUGUUCUAUACAUUUUCUUUGAAAAAGGCUCAUUUGUCACUUCACUGACUCCCAUUCCUGUCACCUCCCCCCACAAAUAUGCUGUAUAAUGGAACAGUUUGAGUCUGUAAGCUCUUCAGGGCAGGGACUGACUCUUAUAUGUGUUUGUACAGCCCCUGGCACACUUAGGGUGACCAGACAGCAAAUGUGAAAAAUUGGGAUGGGGGUGGGGGGUAAUAGGAGCCUAUAUAAGAAAGAGACCCCAAAAUUGGGACUGUCCCUAUAAAAUCAGGACAUUUGGUCACCCUAAGCACACUGGGGCUGUGAUCUUGGUUGGGGCUCUUGGGUGUUAACUGUAAAUGUAAAUAAUAAACAGUAUUAAUAGCAGUCUGCA